AUGCUGAGUGAGAUGUCGGAGGCGAAGCUGAAGCCCAACGUCAUCAGCUACUCCUCUGGGAUUUGCGCGUGUGAAAAAGGUGAGCAGUGGCAGCAGGCUCUGGCGCUGCUGAACGAGAUGCGGGAGGCGAAGCUGGAGCUCGAUGGUGUGCAAUCUAUCGCUGGAGUCAGCGCGUGCGGGAAGGGCGAGCAGUGGCAGCGCGGCCUGGCACUGCUGAGCGAGAUGCGGAUGGCGAAGUUGGAGCCCAACGUCUUCUUCAGCUACCGCGGUGGGAUCAGCGCGUGCGAAAGAGGCAAGCAGUGGCAGAGGGCACUGUCGCUGCUGCGUGAGAUGCGGGAGGCGAAGGUGGAGCCCGACAUCUUUUGCUAUCCACGCUGGGAUCAGUGCUUGCGAGAAGGGCGAGCAGUGGCAGACGGCACUGGCGCUGCUGAGCGAAGUGUCGGAGGCGAAGCUGGAGCCCACAGAGAUUCAGCUACAGCGCUGCGGUCAGCGCGUGCGGGAAGGGCGAGCAGUGGCAGAAGGCACUAUCGCUGCUGA
Prorocentrum cordatum is the source of this 537-nucleotide messenger RNA. The record is from the annotation of a GenBank genome assembly. NCBI's taxonomy places the organism in Eukaryota, Dinophyceae, Prorocentrales, Prorocentraceae.